UCUUCUUCAUUCCAUCACUUUCCUCUCACUCUAAAAAAAAAUGGUUGUCCAAGUUGGUAUUAACGGUUUCGGUCGUAUUGGCCGCAUUGUCCUCCGCGCUUCGUUGCAGAACCCCAACGUCCAGGUUGUCGCCAUCAACGACCCCUUCAUUGACUUGGACUACAUGGUCUACAUGUUCAAGUACGACUCCACCCACGGUCGCUACAAGGGCACCGUUGAGCACAAGGAUGGCAAGCUCAUUGUCGACGGCAAGGAAAUUGCUGUCUACGCUGAGCGUGACCCCUCCCAAAUCCCGUGGGGCCCAUCUGGCGCUGCCUACGUCGUUGAAUCCACCGGUGUCUUCACCACCAUCGAAAAGGCCAAGGCUCACUUGGUCGGUGGUGCCAAGAAGGUCAUCAUCUCUGCCCCCUCGGCCGAUGCCCCCAUGUUCGUCUGCGGUGUCAACUUGGAUGCCUACAAGUCCGAAUACCAGAUCAUCUCCAACGCCUCGUGCACCACCAACUGCUUGGCUCCCUUGGCCAAGGUCAUUGAUGACAAGUUCAAGAUCGUUGAAGGUUUGAUGACCACUGUCCACGCCACCACUGCUACCCAGAAGACCGUCGAUGGUCCCUCUGGCAAGGACUGGCGCGCUGGCCGUGGCGCCGGUGCCAACAUCAUCCCCGCCUCUACUGGUGCCGCCAAGGCUGUCGGUAAGGUCAUUCCCCACCUCAACGGCAAGUUGACCGGUAUGUCCUUCCGUGUCCCCAACCCCGACGUUUCCGUCGUCGAUCUUACUGUCCGCAUCGAGAAGGGUGCCUCCUACGAUGAGAUCAAGCAGGCCAUCAAGGACGCCUCUGAGGGUGAGCUCAAGGGCAUUCUCGGCUACACCGAGGAUGAGGUCGUCUCCACUGACUUCUUGGGCGACACCAACUCCUCCAUCUUCGAUGCUAAGGCCGGUAUCUCCUUGAACCCCAACUUCGUCAAGCUCAUCUCCUGGUACGAUAACGAAUUCGGCUACUCGUGCCGUGUCGUUGACUUGAUCACCCACGCCGCCAAGGUCGAUGGUGCCCUCUAAAUGCAACAAACCAUUUAUGACACGCACACUUUCAUACUUACCCUAAAUCCAAUUUCCGCAAUCACCGCACAGACACCCAUGGCACAUGUGUAUCCUUUUCCCUUUAUAUCUUCUCCUUUUCCAAACUGUACAUAACAAAUGUAGCUUGAAAUAAAAAGAGUCUGAGGUGCAUACAGUCGUGUAUGUCCCGAAAGUCUUUUGUUGCAAUGUAA
Zychaea mexicana is the source of this 1266-nucleotide messenger RNA. RefSeq names its product glyceraldehyde-3-phosphate dehydrogenase. The transcript is spliced from 3 exons. Gene Ontology annotation, biological process: glucose metabolic process. Gene Ontology annotation, molecular function: NADP binding; NAD binding; oxidoreductase activity, acting on the aldehyde or oxo group of donors, NAD or NADP as acceptor. The record is from RefSeq and is a predicted model, not a curated record. Bases 41 to 1054 code for a protein of 337 amino acids. NCBI's taxonomy places the organism in Eukaryota, Fungi, Mucoromycota, Mucoromycetes, Mucorales, Lichtheimiaceae.